AUGUCGGGAUUUGACGCAAGUAUGCCGGACGAUAAGGCUCGUGCUGAUCGAGACAGCACCACAUCUGGGACGAAUGCGGUCCACCAUACGGGUGCAGUAGCAGGCAAAGGCCGGAGCAACAACUAUCGAAGUCGCAAAAGAAAAAGCCAGCAAGGUCGAGUGGUACUAUCCAAAGCGGAUGCUGCCGCAAAGGCAAAGGGCCUCAUAAAUCGAGGAGCAGGCGACGAUCUUGCAACUGGACCGAUGCCUGGUGCGCAUGCAGGAUCUCGUGGAUCCGAAGCCAAUGCCAAAGACUCCAAAGCUUCUGCAAAGAAAAACACCAGCAAGAAGGUGGAAGAUGAGUCCAAGGUGCCGGACAGUGCCGAUGAUGUCAACCAUACGGCUGUGGUAGAACCAUUCCAAGCACGAAAGAAAAAUCGAUCUAGCAAAAGAAGAAGUCAACAAGAUCGAUACACCAAAGAUAAUGCUGCAAAGGUGAACAAUCUCAUGGAUCGAAUGAGUGAGCCCAUUACUGGACCAAUGCCUGGUGCACAUGCGGAUUCUCGUGGAACUCAAGAUGCAAAAGACAAGAACUCUGGAAAAGAACGAUACCGCAGGCCUCUGGGAGCCCAAUCAGUGUUUAUGGUGGAAGAACGAGCGAAUUUUGAAGUUGACAAGGAAGGCAAUAUGGAUGGACUUGUGAUGGCUAACGCUGUCGACAGCCACGAUGCCGACCUUGCUACGGCACUACUCAUUUCAAUGUUAGAUCAGACCCAAGAAGCGAGUGGGGGUGCUACUUUGAGAUCAAGGGACAAGAAAUCAAUCAAUGGAACCGUGUCUGAUGAUGAUUCAAGCAGAAAGACAAGCAGAAAGAAUGAAGAGUCGAACGGAAGAGACUGGGAACGUUUCAAGCAGAACAAGAAGAAUGUAACGAAUGUGCCUGUCGAUUCAGUCACACCAACUCAAUAUUCUUAUGAUGCGAUUGAAAAUCCUUUCACAAGUGCAUCUCCUUCUGGGCCUCCUACUAGUGCCAACAUUGAGGUUGCGUUUGAUCCACCGUCGGCAGAAGACUGUGCCGCCAUUGCCAGUGGGAAUACAAUACAGGAUCAAGACACAAUGCCAGUACAAAGCUACCAGCUCGAUCUUGAUGCGACGUCAAUCCUUCCCAUGGAUCUGAGCAUUUCGGCCGGUAUCAUUGAGGAUAUACUCAGAGAGUUAAUGGCUCCAGCACUUACUGGGUGCAAUCAAGUCGUUCGAAACUUGAGGAGUACUCAUCGCCAUCUUGCGGCGCCUGAUGAUGGCUUUUCAUAUGCGAUUGGAAAUGUCAUGGUGGAUGUCUUUGGAGUAGAAGGAGUAAGUUGUCUCUAUGAUUCCAAUCUGCAGUGCCAUCGAAUCGGCUUGACGCUUGACAUUGUGGUGAAGGACAAUGGUGUGAAAGUUGCUACAAUCAUUACAGAGGUAGCUCUCUUUUACGGAGGUGGAGGUCUUGCCAUCAAGCUUGAAUUGGCAGAGCUCUACGAAAGUGUUAUGGCUGUGAAUCUGGGAUCCAUAGAUCAAACCGGGUCACCAAGUAUCAGUGCUUCAUCUCCCCCUUCAAUGGAACCAUCCAAGGCACCAUCAGCGAUUUCUUCUCCUGUAUUGGUGGAAACUUCCCUUCCAAGUGAAAACCCGAAGGAGGGUCCAACACCAAAACCAACGCCAUCACCAACAGUUGCACCAGUGGUUGGACCAACCCUGCAGCCAACUCCUGAACCAACUCCGCAGCCAACACCUGAACCAACUCCACAGCCAACUCCUGAACCAACUCCACAGCCAAUACUCUAG
Messenger RNA from Cylindrotheca closterium, 1803 nucleotides. NCBI's taxonomy places the organism in Eukaryota, Bacillariophyta, Bacillariophyceae, Bacillariales, Bacillariaceae. The record is from the annotation of a GenBank genome assembly.